AUGAAAUUGCAGACAGAUCCUCAGGGUCUCUGGGUCCCUCCACACAGUGUCGCUGCUCAGGAACAAGAUCGUUUCAAUGAGCUUUUUGGACCUUUUUUUCGCAUCGAGCAACUUAUUUUUUAUGUUGACGACACCAUUUCCGACUCAGAUGUGAAAUUUGAUGCUGCGACAUGUCAUGCGACUCAGGAUUUGGUCCAACGUCCUUUUUUGCUACAAAUGGCGCAAAUUCAGACUCAAAUUACAAAUUUUGUCCUCGAUAGCCACGAUGAUCAAAAUGUGUCCUUAACAUUAGAGACAUUUUGCUAUCGACCAGUUCAAGGGAAGGGGUGUUUAGUCACAAGUCCAUUUCAAUAUUGGUUAAGUAAUGCAACUUUACUUGCAACUGAUCCAGAUGUAAAGCUCACUACUGCUUGUCAGACAAUUGAUACAGAACUUGAAUCGUAUGCACCAUGUAUGGACCAAAAUGGUAUUCCAGUAAUGAGAAACGUGGUAUUUGGUGGAUUAUCAAAAGACGAUUGCCAUGAAAAUCCGGAUCCAUGUGGUGAAACGACACCUCAAGCCAAGGCCUUGAUUGUUACGUUCUUACUGUAUAAUCAUCCACAAAAUGAGACGUAUACACGAUACGUUGAGUUAUGGGAGAAAGAAGUAUUUCUCAAAAUUGCAGCACAAGCAGCUGAAUCGCUCAAACUUUCUGUGAAGAGAAAUAAGCGAAAGGAAUUUAGUUGGGACAGUGUGGAAGACCAAGAACUUGCAGAUACUAGUAUUCAGGGCAUGAGACUUGCAUACAUGGCUCAACGGUCAAUUGCAGACUCGUUGGUGGUACAGACUAACCAAAAUGCUUUUAUUGUCGUAAUGAGCUACGUCGUCAUGUUCUUCUACGUGUCCGCUUCACUGGGUGCAUUUAAAGAUCCAGUGCGCUCUCGUUUCGGACUCGGCUUUACUGGUAUACUGAUUGUACUACUGUCUCUGGGUGCUGCCAUAGGCGUGAGCUGCGCGAUACUACAAAUGGACGUGACGAUGAUCACGCUCGAAGUUGUGCCGUUUUUGGUGCUUGCUAUUGGUGUAGACAACAUGUUUAUCCUAACAAACGAGUUUGACCGAUUAUCAGGUCUGCGUGGACUUGGAAAGCUUGAUAGUAAACGCAAUACGCGUGAUCAAGCCGAGGACGAGUCAUUGAUGCUGAAACAGGUUAUGGGAGAAACGAUGGUGCAUGUGGGACCAUCAAUUGCUGUGGCAGCGAUUGCUGAAACACUCGCCUUCUUGGUGGGUGCACUCACUCGGAUUCCGGCGCUUACGAGCUUUUGUGUUGUCGCUGGGCUGGCGGUCGCAGCUAACUUUGUGCUUCAGAUGACAUGGUUUGCUUCAGCACUUGUGCUAGACUCACGCCGCGUGCGAGCUCGACGGUAUGAUUUGUUUCCAUGGAUUAAGCAAAAGGUAUCAUUCACACCGGCCGCCAAGGGAAAGAAAAGGAUUGAGUCCAGCAUUCACUAUCAGUAUGACUUGAUUGUCGAUGAUAAAGAUCUUGGUGAGGAAUUCUUGGCAAGCCCGAGUAGUAAUGCUGGAGUUAUCCAACGCUUCGUGGAAAAGACGUACAUUCCUAUCUUGUUGCGACGCUCUACAAAAGUACUGGUGCUUGUGACUGCCUUCUCGGUAACGAUGCUUAGUGCAUUUGGCUCAUCCAAGCUACCGCUUGGAUUAGAGCAAGAGCUUGCGGUACCUACAAACUUUUAUCUGCAUGAGUAUUUCAAGAAGCAAACAGCACUUGGUGAAGCCGGACCUCCAGCAUAUGUUGUUCUCGACAGCAGAGCUGACUAUACGGAUGCACGUCUGCAGCGGGAUGUGAACAUUUUACUAGACGAGCUUUCUGAUCUACAUCAGUACAUUGAGCUGCCCAUUUACUCGUGGCUGCACACGUUUAACCAAUGGCGCCAAAUGCGCUUUUUCCUGCAAGACAAGAUUGAUCAAGGCAUGUGCGAUUGCCCGACUCAACCCAUAAAUCCUUUUCCGUACGAGCUUGCAAACGUUGCGAUUGGAGAUGCGGCGAGCAACAUUUUCUUAGCUUCCGACUUUGGGUAUGGUGCUUUGGCUACAGCGAAUAUGACUCCAAAUGCGCUGUUUUACCCGUUGGUGAAGAAUUUCACGCGUAUUUCCAUUGACUCAUCCUGUUGUCAACAUUUUGGACUUUGUGGUGCUCAGUACGAAGGGGACAUUGUUUUCGACAACGACGAGGAUGACAAUGUGGCUAAUCUGACAAUUGUUGGUUCUCGGAUGCGCUUUCAGUUGAAUGCGAUGCGCAAUCAGACUAUGUUUGUGAAUUCGUAUUACUACUUACAUGAAGCGACUAGCCAGUGGAGCGCUGAUCGAGCCGCUACUGCAUUUCCAUAUGCUCUUGUGUUCGUAUUCGAAGAACAGUACACAUAUAUUCAAGGAGUUGCAUUGCAGAGUGUGCUGCUGGCUUUAGCAGUCGUCUUUGGGUGUGUGUUUGCGCUUACAAAUGGCAGCUUGCGAUUGACUACCGUUGUUACUCUGUGCGUGCUUUCAAUGGCCUUUUCGCAGUUGGGGUUCCUUUUCGUGUGGAACAUGUGGGCCGGACCUGGCGCUGAAACGUCCAUUAAUGCAGUCUCGGUGGUGAACCUUCUUGCCUGUAUCGGGCUUGGCGUCGAAUUUUGCGUGCAUAUGGCUCAUCAGUUUGCGCUCUCACGAGAACAUCACAUGGGAACAAGUGCCAACGACCACACGCGUCACGCUCUGACCAGCGUCGGUGCGUCGGUCUUCUCGGGCAUCACACUCACCAAAUUUUGCGGUAUUGGUGUGCUUGCAUUCGCGCCAUCCAUGUUGUUCCGCGUCUAUUUCUUUCGAAUGUAUAUGGGUAUCGUCGUGCUGGGCUGUUUUCAUGGUUUGGUCUUGCUGCCAGUGCUGCUUAGUCUCUUCGGGCAGCCCCAACAGUACCCGAACGAUCUCAGCUCAUUUUUGCUGUCCGAAGAAUGCGAUGACGAGUUUGAAGACGAAGUGAGCUUAUCCAGAAAUUAA
Peronospora belbahrii is the source of this 3030-nucleotide messenger RNA. The record is from the annotation of a GenBank genome assembly. Lineage: Eukaryota; Oomycota; Peronosporomycetes; Peronosporales; Peronosporaceae.